Aegilops tauschii subsp. strangulata is the source of this 357-nucleotide messenger RNA. The record is from RefSeq and is a predicted model, not a curated record. Lineage: Eukaryota; Viridiplantae; Streptophyta; Magnoliopsida; Poales; Poaceae.
AUGGCAAGGAACCAAGAUGCCGCGACCGAGGAGAGGAGGGUGGCUGCCGAGGAGAGGAAGGUGGGCAUGGAGGAGCGAUCUAGGUUGUUGGAUUGGGAGAAGUACUUGUUCUUCAUGGACACAUCUAUCCUCAAUGAGGCACAAAAGGAGUAUGUCAAUCUUGCCCGUGAAGAAGUCUUGAUCCGAAAAAGAGCCAUGAUUCGCGGCAUGGGUGGCGGCGGCCUCGGCGGCAUGGGUGGUGGUGGCCUUGGCGGCAUGGGAGGCAUCGGUGGCUUCGGAGCGACCAUGGGCGGCAUGGGUGCCAUGGGUGGCUUUGGAGCUACCAUGGAGACGGAUACGUCUCCGUCGUAUCUAUAA